This is a messenger RNA of Plasmodium malariae, 1323 nucleotides long. RefSeq names its product zinc finger protein, putative. The transcript has a single exon. The record is from RefSeq and is a predicted model, not a curated record. NCBI's taxonomy places the organism in Eukaryota, Apicomplexa, Aconoidasida, Haemosporida, Plasmodiidae. The coding region runs from base 1 to 1323 and encodes 440 amino acids.
AUGAAAAAAACAUGCGAAGUGUGCAAAAAGAAAAUUUUCCAGUAUGUGUGUCCAUCAUGUGAAAUAGUCUAUUGCAGUCUUGAGUGUUAUCAAAAUCAUAAUGAUAAUUGUGUUAAUAAUUUUUUAGAAAAACAUGUAAACGAAAAUAUAAGAAAUAAUGCACUAACCGAAUUUGAUAAAAAGGAAUUUAAAUUUAAACUGAAAAAGUUUUACGAGGAUAAUGCGGAAAGCGAUUUUACAAGUGAAUGUAAAAUACUGAAUGAAAGGAAAGAUGAAAAAAAAAGUAAAGCGCGUUACGAUAGGGGAAAUUACGAACAUGUAAAAUGUGGUUGGGCUGAGGAGUUGAGAGGUGGGGAUGAACAGGGAAAGUGCGACAAUGAAGAAGAUGAGGAGGAUGAGCAUGUACAUGACGGAGAUGAAGAAAGGGGUAGUUUACCGCAACCCAGAGACGAUGACAAUGGAGAUGAUGCAAAUUGCGAAGAAACAGCUAGCAGCGAAAGUGAAGCAGCAGAAAAUUCAGAGUACCUGAAUAAAUGGUGCAUAAGCAACAAAAGGUAUAAAGUACUCACCGAAUUAGCACUAAAAGAUGAACUUAAGUUAGAAAAUUUGAAUAAAACAGAAAAAAAACAAUUUUUUUCAUUUUUAAAAAAUAAUGAUAUGAAUUUGUAUAUAGAUAAAUUUGAACCAUGGUGGCUUGAGUGUGUAAUAAAAAGAAUGGAAGUACCUGAACACAUAUGUUGUAAUAAGGAUGUAAAUCAAAAUGUCAUUUUUAUAAUUAUUGAAAUUAUAUAUUCCUAUUGUUAUUUAUUACGUAUUUAUUACAAAACUAUAAGUAACAGAGAAUUUUGUUAUCUAAUGUUGUACUUAGCAGUUUCGUUAAAUCGACUGUACUUACCUGAAGAAAAUGCACUGAACACAAUAAACAACUUAUUUGAACGAAUUUUGGAAAAAGAUGACUUGGCAAGGGAAAAAAAUGUUCUAUAUAACGUCAUAACAGAUGUAUCUAAAAUUAUUAGUUUAAAAGAAUUAAUUCUUAGAUGUUUAUAUGAAACAAAAAGAAAGUUUAAAAAAGAAAUUAAAAAAUUAAAUACAUAUAAAGAUACUUUAACUAGUAAUUUAAAAAAAGCAAAAAUACUUAUUUCCAUUUUACAAGAACAAAAGAAUUUUAAAUAUGUUAACAAGAAAAUCACCUUUUUAUAUAGUUACGCAAAUUAUCAUUAUGACCGUUUUGAAGAAAUAAGAUUACAGCUCACUAGAUUUUACAGCGAGCAAAGAAUUUUCGUUCAGUCCAAUGAAAAUAGGGAAAUUGUUUUGUCCAAGUAA